AACGACCUCACCCUUCCACCUUCUUGACUUCGCGGCUUCUUCGUUUUCUUUCUAAAUCCGGGGGAUUCUAAUGCUUCAGAGAGACGAUUCUUAAUCCUCGCAACAAAUCCAGGGCAUCCAAAACAUUCUUCCCGUUAAUCCCGAAUUCCUUCUUUGGAUUUCGCUGCAAUCUCUUCUCCACUUUCCUUUCCCGGCUCUGAAUUUCCAUGGGAACUCCAGAAUUCCCUGACCUUGGAAAGCAUUGCAGCGUUGACGAUUGUAAGCAGAUCGACUUCUUGCCCUUCACUUGCGAUCGCUGCCGCCAGGUUUAUUGCUUGGAACACAGAAGCUACAUUAAACACCAUUGCCCAAAAGCUGACAAGAAAGAUGUUACUGUUGUCGUCUGUCCACUUUGUGCUAAAGGAGUUCGUCUAAAUCCUGAUGAGGAUCCUAACAUCACUUGGGAGGCUCAUGUUAAUAUAGAAUGUGAUCCAUCUAAUUAUGAUAAAGUCAGAAGGAAGAAAAAGUGUCCGGUGCCUGGCUGCAGGGAGGUCUUGACCUUCUCAAACACUAUAAAAUGUAGGGACUGCACCAGAGACCAUUGCUUGAAGCACCGUUUUGGGCCUGACCACAAAUGUCCAGGACCCAAGAAACCCAAUUCAGGUUUUCAAUUUAUCAGUCUUCUAAAUAGGAGUAGAAAGGAAGAGCCAAGGCCCAACCGUGCUUCAUCCACAUCUUCUUCUAGGUGGUCUAGCAUUCUCAAUGCAGCUUCAACUGCUCGAGCCUCGGCUGAAGCACGCAUGGUAAAAUUGAGUGGUGAAAUUAGCCAAGUGUGGAAGUCAGCAAGGGAUGGAAUGGGGCAGAGUAGUAGUAGUAGCAGCAGCAGCAGUGGGAGGGCAGGAACAGGGGAAAUGGAGGAAUGCCCACAGUGUGGUGCAAAAUUUUCCUCAGUUACUGCUUUGGUGGAGCAUGUUGAGAAAGAACAUGAAAGGAACAACAGCCAGUCUCGUGUCUUCAAUAUGUCUAUCGAUGUUUGUCCAAAGUGUAGCAAAGGGUUCCGUGACCCAGUAGCCCUUGUGGAGCAUGUUGAGAGGGAUCAUUCUGGUACUUCAAGAGCUUAGAAGGGUCUGGUACAUCAAUUCUCUAAAAUGCUCCUCACUAGGGAUGGAACUGUAUUACUUUUUUUCCUUUUUUUUUUACUUCCGUUUCUUUUUGAGCUGCACGGUGGAAUGUUGCAUAUGAGCAUUGAAUUGCCGAUGCAAACCUUUCUUCAACAUUCAGUUGAUUAUACCACUUCAAACUGUAAUUUGAGGCUUUCAUGAUUGAUGCAUUGAUGAUUAUUCUAUCAACAAAUUCUGCAUAUGCACUCAAUAAUGCUAGAUGCUUUUAAUAUAGAUCAGAAUUGUUC
Molecule: messenger RNA, 1387 nt
Organism: Rubroshorea leprosula
Lineage: Eukaryota; Viridiplantae; Streptophyta; Magnoliopsida; Malvales; Dipterocarpaceae
Source: the annotation of a GenBank genome assembly